This is a messenger RNA of Darwinula stevensoni, 6127 nucleotides long. NCBI's taxonomy places the organism in Eukaryota, Metazoa, Arthropoda, Ostracoda, Podocopida, Darwinulidae. The record is from the annotation of a GenBank genome assembly.
AUGAUUACGGCUAAGCAGAGAGCCUGUAUCUCAUGGCUGUUGGGUCAGGCCUACAACCAUCAGGUGCCGGAGGACCUUCGUGAUCCAUUUUACAAGGACCAUCAGGCAAUUUUUUGCUUGAUGUCAAAACAGGGAGUGGAGCACCUGAAACCCCAUGUUGUGCAUGGACUAGCCAGUGGGGAAUUCUAUUGCCUUACCCUUGCCAACAUCUAUGCUGAUCCCAACUACAGUCAACUGAACCAUUCCAGUGUGAUUCAGUCCCUGGCCCGUAAGGGUAUUUAUGUCUCUCAGCCUGGAGAUGUGGCCCUUACAGAGACAGUCCUCAUUCAGACCACUCCGAUUCGCAUGAGUGCCCACAUGGUAGUGAUAGAGGGCAUGAUGAACCUCUUUAUGAAAGAAGUGGUGAGUGCUUCUCGAGUGGCUAGUGUCCUCUCCAGGUUUGGUGUGGCUGAUUCCUUGCCUGUGCCAAGCUCUCAAGAAGGUGCUCUCCUUGCAUGGAUCAAAGCUUCUGCAUCUCGCCUCCAGUCAGGCCUUGAAGAAUUACUCAGUUCAAAGGACCCUGAUCAUGAUGGUGAUGACAGCCAGGAAUGGAAGGAGUUUUGGGCCAAAUUCCAUCCUCGCUCACUGUCCAAGGAUAAGGUGAUGGUUCUUCUGGAAGAGGAGUUCUUACAGGGGCCACCACCCAAGUUCCCUGAAAUCAAGGCAUUGGAGGAUCUUUCAGAUGGAAUCUGUUUGGGAGCCAUAUUCAGCCUGUAUUGCCCUAAUGAUUUUGAAUGGUGGUCUAUAGCUAACAGUCAACCCAUGAGUAUGGCUGACUCCCUUUACAAUCUUCAGGCCGUCAAGCGCUUUUGUUCUUCUGUUCUUCCAUAUGACCCAUUCUGCUUGCAAUUGGAAGACUUCCUAUAUAUGCACAGUUCAGUGGAGCAAAAUGUCACAGUCUUUCUGGCAGAGCUGUUCUUUCUCAUGGAAGUCAAUCCUUGUUCAGCUGUCUGCAUGCCUGGCACCAAGAACGAGCAGAUCUACAUCAGAGGUGAAAAAGGUGGAAGCAAGAGAGGGAUCCAGGUAAUCUCUGUGUCUCCAAUCCCAGACCUGCGGUCUUCUCUGGACAGAAGUAGCUGGAGAAAGGAACGAGAGAAAGACAGGGAUAGACGGAAAUCUGGUCCUGCUUCUGAAGAUGAAGAUGAUGAUGAUGAUGAUGAUGAGGAUGAGGAGGGGUUCAAAUGGCAAGACUGUUACCCUGAAUGGUGGUCCCCUUGUCCACAUUCUUCAUCAGAGAGAUGUCUCUACUGCCACCGAACUGACUCUUUCCCUCAGGCAAUUGAGUUUGCCUUGCAGGCCCGAGCUGGUGUUGGGGGAGUAGCAGGGGGUAACUGCACUGGAAAAGGAAGUUCCACAAAAAUGCAGUCCUUCCAUUAUGGUGACACCAAUGUGGGAAAGAAACCAGUCCAUAGCCUCUCUACUGCAUCUGGUGAUGAAGAUAACAGUUCUCAAGAAGAAUUUGUGGUCUACAAGGGGAGAGGUGUCCCAACAUUGGCAAAUGUCCAUCAGAACCCCCGAGGAAUGCCUGAACCAAGUAGGGAAAGUGACCGUCGUUCUAGUACUGGUGGAGACUUGCGUGCUGCUGCUGGGAAGCCAACAUAUUUUGAUGGUGCUAUGCACACCAUUCCAACCCAACCAUUGACAGGGAGAAGAUCCCGGAGGAACUCCUUUUCAGAGGAAUCUCAAUUAACAGUAGAGAAUUUUGGUGGGUCCAGUGAAAACUUGCAGAUGAUUGGGAGGAACCCUGACAAAGAAAUGGUUGUGAGUGGACGCCGCACGGUAGAGCGCCCAGCAAUUCAUCGACGCAAGAGUGAAUUGGAAUCUAGCAUUGACCUUGGUUCAGAUGUGCCAGAAUAUACUAGAAAGUCAGAGGAUUAUGUGGUGAAACGGGAAGACUUGAUCCAGUCAAUGCCAGCUGGUAUAAGUGACCGGACUUCUCGUUCACGUGAUACCAGCCCAUUUUCCCGGAGAAGCUUGGUGCCUUCAGAUGAGCUGUCUUCUUCCCCCUACACAGCACCACAGGGCCCUUCAAGCCCACAUUCCACAUCCAGUGAUUCCAGCGGUGGUGUGAGAGCCACCAGCUUUGCUGAACUGGUCCAAAGUCCCUCCCAUCAAGGAGUCAUCAGCAUCAAUUAUCAGGACAGCAACAUCAAGGGUAUUCGUCGUCAUAAUAGUCAAAAACGUACUCCUGUGGCUUUGCCAGAGCCUGCUCGAGGCGAUGUCAUGGAAGGUGAGUCUGUGGGAUCCAGCCAAGGCUCUGCACAUCUGAUGGCAUCUCAGAUAUCUGAUCUUCGAAUGAAAUUGGAAGAAAAGAGACGGAGAAUUGAAGCAGAGAAGUGUAAGAUGGAGAUGGCUCUAGCACAGCAGAAACAGCGACUGGGGAAGCAGGCCUUCCUUCAAGCUGUUAGCAAAGAUCUUGGAAAUGAGCUGUCCCAAGUGGAGAACAAAUGGAUGGGUGGUGGACAAAAGACACCUGACUUGGAUAGUACUGAUUAUGAUCAGUAUCAUCAGUCACUCAUGCAACCUGUUUAUGAUUGCAGCAUGAAUCAGAGCCUGAAUGAUUUGCAUGCUGACAUCCAGAGAUUGUCAGUUCAGCAGCAGCAACUGACACGCAUGAUGCAGCAGCAACAGCCACUCCAUCCUUCAGCUGUUCAAGCCCCUCAGCAACAAUUUUACCUUCAUGAUAUGGGUCCUGCAGCUGCAACUGCUCCACGAAGAAGUCAAUGGGGUCCGGUUUCUGUGGACCCAUUCUGUGGUUAUAGCCCUCCCCGGAGACAGUGGGGCCAACCACAGCCAUUCCGACCAAUUGCAGUGGUGAAUCAGUCAGCACCUCCAAGUUUGGCCCAGCAAGGGAUGUCAGGAAAUUACAUGAUCCAGCCAGGGCCAUACAUAGAAAGUGAGCCUGCCUUCCACAUGAAUGGAAUAGGCCCUGUUAAUCAGGGAGGAGAGUAUUAUCCUCGCCAUUCUCAACCGUCCCGUACCUCCUUAUCUCCACCAUACCAUGCACCUUUCAGACUUCACCAGGACCAUCCUUCACCAGCUGGGUACAUGCAACCAUUCCAACCAGCAGUCACAUCACAGUACCAUCACCCUCAACAACCUAUGAGCGCAGUUGCCUCUCGCAGUUCAGCUCCAAUCCAGCGUUCAGUUUCAGCCUCAGCUGUUCCAUCCUCAUCUGCUUCAACACGCCGGGAGGCAGAUUCUCUUACAGAGCGUCAUCAUGUCCCUCUACCUGCACCCCCACUAGAUGACAUGGCUCCCCAAAAUGUGUCCUUCAUUGAAUCUCAUAAUGAGAGGGAGAAUGCCCAGCAAGGGCGGGGACAAGAACAUGAACGGGGACGAGAACAUGAACAAGAGGAGAGGGAACGGAAGGAAAGGGAGCGGGAACAGAAGCUUCAGAGUCUUCAAAUUUCUUCAGGGAGCAAAACAUACAGGAUCCUGAAUACUGAGCCCUCUUCUCCACCUCGACCCAUGAUAACUCGAACAUUCCAAUUUACAAAGGCAGCUACACCUUCAUCAGAGUCUCAGUCUCAAGUGACAACAGCCAUGAAAGAAGGUGGUGGUGGUGGUGAGGCUGAGAAGAAUCCUGACCCUGUUGUCAACAGUGAACCUCUGAAAGAUGGGGUGACUUCAGAUAUGGGGUUUUUCAUCAGCUUUGAGGAUGCACCAAAAAAGCCUAAACCUCCUCAGCUGAGAAAGCGCUCUAGUUUUACUUCCUCUUUGGAAAAGUCUUCCUCUGAGACUCCUAGGCAAAAAGAAGCUUCUCAAACCCUUAAUCAUGCAGUGCUCACUUCUAACAGAGGAUUUCAUGACAAGCCAUCACCUUCUCAUCCAUCUCACCGUGAGGCCUCACCUGCAUAUUCAUCAUCUGCUUCAUCUGAAGUGGAUUCCAAUGCUCCUGUCGAAGAAAUGCUAGCUCUUGCUAGGAAGUAUGAGAACCUAAACCUUGGCCCAGAUCUGGAAAAGCCUAUGGGAAGGACAGAAGAAAUAGAAGACAUUGAAGAUAAAUCUCCCUUCCGUAGCCAUCAUUCAUCUUCUGUUUUGGAAAAACGCAAGUCUGGUGUAGGGCUUAUCAUUGGUGAUGAGAUGGUUCAACCUGACCCUAUAACUGUGGAUGAUAUGGAGAGGAAAAAGGAGCGCUUCCUCAUGCAAUCCCUCAAACGCAAAGCUGAGCAGGAAGAGACACGGCGGCAGCGUGAACUGGAGGUGCAGCUCAAACGCGAAGAAGAAAAACAGAAAGAGGAAGAAAAGCAGAGGAAAAGGGAAGAAGAAAAGGCUAAGCGAGAAGCUAUUCUUGCUCAGUAUCGCCUGAAAAAGGCCAUGGAGAAAGCAGAAGAAGAGGGUCGAGCUGUUGAUAUGCCUGAUGGGGUGAUCCUAAGGCAUCACUCCAAUGCAGCUGGUUCCAUGGCACGAGGCAGCCGGAGUGGAAGAGGACGGCAGCGCCCAAAAUCCUUACAUGAAGCUGCUCUUUCUAGGGGAGAAUCUCGUCUCUCUACUGCUCGUGGACAGCAUGGCUCAUCUCAAGAUAUUUCUUCCACUGAAUCGGGGCCAAUCCGAAGGAGUGAAAGCCUCCGGCGCACUUUCCGUGUCAGUCGCCCUGGGGAUUCUUCCUCUUCUCCUCCUUCUUCUUCUCCACAGCGUUCACAAUCGCUGUUCUCUCACUCUUCACGCACAGUCCCACCUGACACUGUGUCUCUCCGGUAUGGGGGCCACAGAGGCUCCAAGGGCCCCACCAAAGCUGGCUCAGACAUCAAUCUGCAUGGUGAGUUCCCCCUCCCUCCCACUCCAGGCCAGUCCCAAUCUCUCAUAUGGCUCCCUUCACUGCUUCAUGCUUGCUUGCAUGUGUCCCUGGAAUACUCUCCAGCAAGAUACAAGGCUGGACUUUCAACAGGAGGUGGAGAUUAUGAGGAUGGAGGAUAUCGCAGGAGAGGUCUCAUGUCACCAUCUGGGGCUGGUCCCCCCUCCCUUCCUUCUCUGGCUGGUGUUGGUCGGAGACGAUUCCCAUUUGAUGACAAUGCCAGUGAAGUCUCUUCCAUUGCCAGUCUUGAAUACAAUGGUCCUCGCUUGUUCAAGCAACCAGCUGCCAAGUCAAAUCGAUCGAUUAUACUGAAUGCAGUCAACUACUGCGUCUUUCCUGGUGCUGUCAAUGCUGAACAGAAGAAGAGAGUCCUUCAAGAGAUGGGAAAGUCUGAUGCUAAGCAUUUCCUCAUUCUCUUCCGAGAUGCCGGUUGCCAGUUUCGUGGUCUCUAUUCCUACAAUCCAGAGACAGAGGAAGUGUACAAACUGCAUGGGAAGGGCCCCUCACAAGUCACAGACAGCAUGUUUGAUAAGUUCUUCAAAUACAACUCUGGAGGGAAAGUGUUCUCGCGGAUCCACACCAAACAUCUGACUGUCACUAUAGAUGCUUUCACAAUCCACGACUCACUCUGGACAGGGAAACGAGUUCAUCUUCCUUCAAAGAAGGACUUCUCUCUGGUCAUCUAGGAACCCCUCACCCCCCUCAUUUGUUUGUACUCUUCUCAUGAGAAGACCAUAUAAAAAAAGAAAUCUCUUCUGAGCUUAAUAUAAUGAAUCCUCUCUCUCUCGACCGAAGCAUUCCUCAUCAACAGUGCAUGGUUCUUAACUACAUGCUUUGUUUUUCCUCUUUCUUCCAACAUUGUGAUAUUUGUGUGUGUGUUUUUAAUGAGGGGUUGGAGCCAGGUGGUGAUGCCUGUACGCUUUUAUCAGGAGCUGGCUUCACACUAUUUCAAAAACAGAGUGCUGUUCUUGAAAAAAAAAUGAAAAAAAAGAAAAAAAAAGAAGGGAACUAACUUGCUAAUGUGCCAAGUCUGCAACUAGACCCAGUUAAUUUUGGAAGCAUGAGCUCCUUCUCCCAAACUCUUCUAUGAAAUCUGUGAUUAUCCAAUUGUGUAUGGUGUAUCUGCUCCUUGAUAAUUUUGUGAUCGAAUUUCUCCAUUUCCCAACUGUUUUUCUCCAACCCUCUCCAUAUCUCCAUGCCAUCUUGAAUAACAUCUUGACAGAUUUUCAGUCUGGAGUAUUUGAGAUGUUAUCUACUAAACAAUGUCCUUUUUUUUUUUUUUACAGCAAC